AUGACUACCAUUGGUAUUGCGUUUGGUAAUUCUACUACUUCUAUUGCCUUUGUUAGAGAGGACGGCAAAGUUGAGGUCAUUGCUGAUCCUGAUGGAGACAGAUUCAUUGCCUCUGCUUUGUCUUAUAUCGGUGAUGAUCAAUACCACGGAUCUCAGGCUAUUGGUCAACUACUCCGUAACUCUGAGGAUACGAUAGUCAAUUUCAGGGACUUCAUUGGUGUUCCUUUUGAUAAAAUUAAUGCUAAAUACUCUCAGCACUCUGCCAAGCCGAUCAAUAUCGAUGGAAAAGUUGGUUAUGAAAUUGGCGGCGAAAAGAUCACUGUCGACGAGAUUGCCAAAAGACAUUUGAUACAAAUUGUGAAGGAUGCCGAAGACUAUCUUGGAGAAAAAGUGGAAGGAGGUGUCAUGACAGUUCCGUUCAACUUUACAUCUGAGCAGAAGACAUUGUUGAUCAAGAUUGCCGGUGACGCCGGUCUACACGUCUUGCAGUUGAUAUAUGAACCCAGCUCUGCCUUGUUGGCCCAUUUGAAUGCCAAGAAGGAGUUGCUAGAAGAUAAAGUUUACGUUGUUGCAGAUUUUGGCGGUAUCCGUUCAGAUGCUGCCGUUAUCGCUGUCAGGGGUGGUAUAUUUACUGUUCUAUCAUCUGCUCAGACCUAUGAGAUUGGUGGUGAGAAGUUGGAUGAGUCGUUAAUGGAAUUUUUCGGUAAGGAUUUCCAAAAGAAGUACAACGCUGAUGCUGUGAAGACCGAGAAGUCUUGGGCCAAGCUAAAUUCUGCUUCCAUCAUCACCAAGAAAACGCUUUCUAACGUAGAGUCUGCUCGUGUGUCCGUGGAUUCAUUGGCUGAGGGUUUUGACUAUAAUGCUUCUAUCAACAGAAUGAGAUUUGAGGUGGUAGCUCGUAAUGUUUUUUCAAAGAUGGCUGCUUUCAUUGAGGAGGUGAUCCAAAAAGCCGAUCUUGAAAGUUUGGAUAUCGACGGUGUUCUUCUUUCUGGUGGAAGUUCUAACAUACCGAAAAUUGCUAGAAACAUGGAGUUCAUCUUUCCAGAAACGACUACCAUCAUUGCACCAUCGCUAGAUUCUAAGCUUCAGAAUCCUAAUGAGUUGAACUGUAGAGGUGCUGCUUUACAGGCGUCGUUGAUUUCUUCUUUCGAUGCUGAGAAUAUUGAGAAGUCACAGGAACCUGAUGUGGUGGGCACCAAGCAAUUGAGUGUGCCAAUCGGUAUCAAAGGUUCCAAAGGUGAGUUCAUCACCAUCUUACCUAAGAACACUGUGUAUCCAAUCAAGAAGACCAUUUCUCUGAUUGCUUCUGCAGAUGAUGUUUUGAUCGAACUAUAUGAAGGUAAGAGAACCAUCAAAGAAACUUUGGAGGAACCUGAAGAAGAAGACGAAGAAGAAGAAGAAGACGAAGAUGAGGAGGACGAACCAGAAGUUAUUAGAUCCGUCGUGUACGAGCCAUCCGAAUUGCUUGCUCAGUUAGCACUCAAGGCUGCUGGAAAGGGUAAGAAGGUGGAAGUGGUAGUUAACAUCAGAAAGGAGGGUAAAGUGCAGAUUAUGGCCAGGUCUGGUAGCACUGCUGCAAAGGGAGUUAUUGCUUAA
This is a messenger RNA of Brettanomyces nanus, 1596 nucleotides long. RefSeq lists its product as uncharacterized. The transcript has a single exon. Gene Ontology annotation, biological process: regulation of translational fidelity; 'de novo' cotranslational protein folding; cytoplasmic translation. NCBI's taxonomy places the organism in Eukaryota, Fungi, Ascomycota, Pichiomycetes, Pichiales, Pichiaceae. Gene Ontology annotation, cellular component: cytoplasm. Gene Ontology annotation, molecular function: ATP binding; ATP-dependent protein folding chaperone; heat shock protein binding. Bases 1 to 1596 code for a protein of 531 amino acids. The record is from RefSeq and is a predicted model, not a curated record.